UUACUGUAAAUAUGAAGGUUUGCUGGUGACUAUUGUUACUGUAAAUAUGAAGGUUUGCUGGUGACUAUUGUUACUGUAAAUAUGAAGGAUUGCUGGUGACUAUUGUUACUGUAAAUAUGAAGGAUUGCUGGUGACUAUUGUUACUGUAAAUAUGAAGAUUUGCUGGUGACUAUUAAAAGAUGAUUCUGACAUGAAAGUGAAGUGGGAGGCGAAGCUUUUAGCAAUCAGGUUUCACUCCUGAAUGCUUUAAUGUUGCAAACAGAUUUAGUGAGUAAGAGAAGCUUCCCUGCAGUUUAGUAGUUGUUGAUUGUUUGCUUGACAUGAAAGUGAUGUUGGUGAUAGAAUUGGUAAAUGUGGUGUUGUUGGUGAUAGAAUUGGUAAAUGUGGUGUUGUUGGUGACAGAAUUGGUAAAUGUGGUGUUGUUGGUGAUAGAAUUGGUAAAUGUGGUGUUGUUGGUGAUAGAAUUGGUAAAUGUGGUGUUGUUGGUGACAGAAUUGGUAAAUGUGGUGUUGUUGGUGUUAGACUUGGUAAAUGUGGUGUUGUUGGUGAUAGAAUUGGUAAAUGUGGUGUUGUUGGUGACAGAAUUGGUAAAUGUGGUGUUGUUGGUGUUAGACUUGGUAAAUGUGGUGUUGUUGGUGAUAGAAUUGGUAAAUGUGGUGAUGUUGGUGAUAGAAUUGGUAAAUGUGGUGUUGUUGGUGAUAGACUUGGUAAAUGUGGUGUUGUUGGUGAUAGAAUUGGUAAAUGUGGUGUUGUUGGUGAUAGACUUGGUAAAUGUGGUGUUGUUGGUGAUAGAAUUGGUAAAUGUGGUGUUGUUGGUGAUAGACUUGGUAAAUGUGGUGUGUAUUGUGCAGGUUGCAGAGGGUUCACAUUGUCCUGUCACUGCUUCACUCUCCUGUUAAUUGUGUGGUGCAGGUGUGAAGUAUGAGCUGGUGAGGCCACCGUGCUGCAAUGUGAGCUGCAGACACUUAAGUGGUGUGGCCAUCUUCCUAAGUAGUGUGGCCAUCUUCCUCUUGCUUGAAGUCUGAGCUUGGGAAGGCAGCGACUGACAGACGGAGUGCAGAAAUGGCGCCCAGAAGAAUGGAAACCAAACCGCUCAUCUUGUGCGUGAAGACGCUGCUGCUGUUUUACUCCUUCGUCUUCUGGGUGACAGGUGUGGUCCUGCUGUCAGUGGGCUUGUGGUGGAGGUUUACCUUGAGUCCUUACACCUUGUUGAUCUCCAACGCACCCUCCAACGCUCCUUUUGUCCUCACCGGCACUGGUGCUGCCAUCGUGCUCUUUGGCCUGUUUGGCUGCUUUGCCACCUGCAGGGGGCGCCCUUGGAUGCUGAAAGUGUAUGCUGUCUUCCUGUCUCUGGUUUUCUUGAUUGAACUCAUCGCUGGAAUCUCAGGCUUCAUCUUUCGCCAUGAGAUCAAAGGCACAUUCCUCACAACAUACAGUGAAGCAGUGUUGAGAUAUGACGGACGAGGUGACCGAAGUGUGGCUGUAGACGACGUCCAACGCAGAUUGCACUGCUGUGGUGUCCACAACUACACAAGCUGGUUUGGUAGCGACUACUUCCCAAGCGGUGGAAUUCCUGUCAGCUGCUGCGUUGCUUUCUCCGACUGCAAAGAGGCCGAUUUAAAGAAUGUCACACUGGCAGCUAACAAAGUCCACAAACAGGGUUGUUAUGAGAUAGUGACGUCCUUCAUUGAGAGCAACAUGGGAAUCAUCGCCGGGGUCACCUUCGGGAUCGCCUUCUCUCAGCUCAUCGGCACGUCUUUGGCCUGCUGCCUGUCUCACUUCAUCCACACCAACCAGUAUGAGAUGGUGUGAAGACGGCAAGGAGGAUUGUGCCAAACAUCCAUCAGGUCCUGACAUGCUUGUGUUGCUAAUUAGCUGAUCUUUGACUCCUCUGUAAAGUUGACGCCACAUAUUUCAAGUUGUCAAGAAAACGUAUUCUGGAUUUCCUUAGUCUGUACACAUUAGGUAAGCAUGCAUGUGUAAAUAGAAAUAGUACAUGAUGUACACACCAUAAUAUACACAAAUACAGACCAGGAACUUUUCAACACAAUUGUGCUGAAUGUUUGCAGUAUUCAUAACCUUCAUAGUAAAACUUUCCUCCUUUUGGGACAUUUCUAAAUGUAAAGUUCAUUUCUAAGAUGUCUUUGUCAAAGCUUUGGUCAACAUCGACCUUGUCAGAAUGAUUAAGUUGAGGUUUAAAAACACACCCGAGCAUUCACUUUGAUAAAAACAACUCAAUCCAACCAUAAUUUACCCCAUUCCAGGUUGUUUUUGGAGAACCUGACUAAACCUAUCUUUUAUCAAAAAUAGAUUCAGCAAUUAGUCUUAUCGAUCCGGCUCUCUCCAGGCAGAAAGUGUUUACACUUUAAGCAAAACUGCUUACCUUGUUAUGCGCGUGUGCAGCACACUGUCUGCCUGACUGAGAGAGCGGGAGCGGCUGUCGACCUGGAGCUUCUAAACCAUCCUGUUCGUGACGCCAAUUUGUGUAGUGGAUUGUCCGAAGCUUAAACAGGCAACAAAAGUAGUUUAGUACAACACAUUUAUUUACCCAUUAUCAGAAGUGCAGGUUGAAUUAAGUUGGCCGUGCAGACAGACCACAUGUUACUCCGGAGUAAACAAGACACACACAAGCCAAAAUCACUGUCGAGUUCCGGUCGUCUGCCAUUUUUUACAUGUCUCUUAUGCGUCAUUGUUUGUUAUCUAAUGCGUCAAUGUAUUUUAUCUAGUGCGUCAAUGUCUUUUAUCUAGUGCGUCAAUGUCUUUUAUCUAGUGCGUCAAUGUCUUUGUUUUCCCUAUCUGUUCCAUAACAACUCGAAUCCUUUAGACAGUCAACACAUUCUGUAGACAAGUUGGCACGACUUAAUAUUCACUUUCGUCCCGCUGGCACAGAAUAGAAGAGAAAUUAAAUGAGCGUACAUUCUUAUUAGACAUGCAAUAUAGGUCAAAGGUCAGAAAUUCUACUACAUUUUCCACCACUUGUGAGGAGUCAAUUACCACUGAAGCUCGUUAAAGUGAGCUCCAGAAGUGGUGUUGGCAUCAAUUGACCACCUGAUGGAAACACACCUGUUCUAGAGUUGCUCCUAAGUCUUGUCAAGAAGUGAUAUCAUUAUGGGAAUCGGUCUAAGUUGGAAGAUAGUGGGAAGAAUAUAUUCCACUUUUGAAUCUGACAGUCAGUUGUGUUCAAAGUCAUUCUGACAAAUGCAAGUCUUGGCGGAGUCAAAAUCAACAUUUCUACAACUUUGGAGAGAACAAUAUUUUGAGAUGUGAAUCCAGGGAUUUCUCCACAAGCGACUUGUCAUCAUGGAGACGUGAUGUUCCACAUCCUAUUGUGGUGAAGCUCUUCACCAAAGUGGACUUCCUGGUCAUGGUGCAACAAAACAACCAUUACUCCGACAGCGACACGUCAAAGUUUGCCAGAGAGAAUCUGAAACAUAGGGAUGACUAUUAGAAGUUGCUUCUUUGGUCUUAUGAAAUGAAAUCAUCUGUUUGGGCACACGGAUGCUGAUUUGGUCUGUGAGCUCUUCAACCCUGACAGUGUCAUACCCACAGUAAAGGACCGUAGUAGGAACAUAAACUGACGUGACGAGAUAGACGUGCAACAACUUUGUCAUGCUCCUUUAAUGUCUUCUUCAUUUCAUGACUCCUAGUUUUGAGGUAACGUUGGUGCGGUGGUACCUCGACCUACCAGCAUAUUACCUUCCAGGACCAAACUCCUAACCCGGAAUACUUACUCAUUCAUAGAGCAGUCCUUUCAAUCCAACUGUUUUCAAUCUGUGCUUUGCCCUUUCAAAACAACACAACUGUAACAUGUAACAAGUCUUUUUAUAAAGUAACAACUAACUUUUGGAUAGUAAAUAUUAGUAGAACAAUAGUACAGAACAAACAACUACAGUAAGGUUUAGGGUCAGAAGAUUCCAAGAGCCAGCAUGCAUCAAAGUCAUUCUUAUGAUUGUGUUGCUGUUUUGUUUCUACAUUAUUUAUUUGCUGUAUUCCUUCUAGAACCCUUUGAUUUUCCUGGGAGACUCAAAUAUUUCAUUCUCAGUCCCAGACUUGUCAAAUGUUAGUCUUCAUGUUUAAAAGUGUUCAUCAAAGCUGCAACUACUUCCACACAUCAUAAAUGGAUCUGUUUUGACAUUGUUGAAAACUUUGUAUUUCCUAAAUUGUGAAAAGUGCUCCUGCUCUGUUGUGGUUCGACUGAGACCUUCUGCAUCUUCCUCAUCCUCCUCAUCCUCUGCUGCUGCAAGUUGCAUGCUCUGCAGUUGCUUAUCCUCUAAAUAGCAUUAGUCAGUUAUCUUUAGCAGCAGCAUACUUCUUAUCCUCUAAAUAGCAUUAGUCAGUUAUCUUUAGCAGCAGCAUACUUCUAGUUAUCUUUAGCAGCAGCAUACUUCUUGUUAUCUUUAGCAGCAGCAUACUUACCUGUACAGCUCCAUGCUUCUUUAGCAGCAGCAUACUUACCUGUAUAGCUCCAUGCUUCUUUAGCAGCAGCAUACUUACCUGUAUAGCUCCGUGCUUCUUUAGCAGCAGCAUACUUACCUGUAUAGCUCCAUGCUUCUUUAGCAGCAGCAUACUUACCUGUA
This is a messenger RNA of Entelurus aequoreus (snake pipefish), 4577 nucleotides long. Its product is annotated as tetraspanin-7-like. The transcript has 7 exons. Gene Ontology annotation, cellular component: membrane. NCBI's taxonomy places the organism in Eukaryota, Metazoa, Chordata, Actinopteri, Syngnathiformes, Syngnathidae. Bases 1063 to 1812 code for a protein of 249 amino acids. The record is from RefSeq and is a predicted model, not a curated record.